CCCACAUGUAGCCUAGGGAUGCUAGGCUUGGAGCUAGGCUACAUUCAGGAAUCAGGAUGUGUACAUAUUGUCAUGUAAUGUAAACGUGUGCAGAUGUUUCAAAAUAGGGCUUAGGUAGUUGCUGAUUGCAAGAAUGAGACUAUUGAGUAUUUUGGAUACUUUAGUGGUUGUCUUGUAUUUUUCAAGACCUUCACUUUGUAAAAAAAAGGAUGCACAGAAAUCAUCCUUACAACUUCUGGAGAAAGAGAGCAAGAGGUUGGAGAAAACAGGAUGCAAGUCCACCAAACAGGACCAUGUCACCAAUCUCAGGGUCAACAGAAAGUGGGAAGCAGCCACAGCCUGUCUCCUACAAACUUUACAGGCAUCAGCUGAUGACGGGUGGGCGUGGUCACAGCUGGGCGACCUGUAUGACAGGCAGGGGGAGAAGAAAAAAGGAUCAACCUGUUUCCAACAGGCAGCGAAACUAACAGGGAAACUUACAGACUUUGUGAGGAAGUGGCAUUUUUUAGGCCCAUUUGUGAUUGGUAAGAUUGAGAUGGAUGGUGACCCCAUUGCAUCCUGGGGAGGUAUUGCCAACGUCUCCUCCACCAGGUUCAACAAGAAGGCUGUCUUCUACUCUGAGUUAGUACAGGGCGGGGAGGUUAAGUGGAGCAUUGUUAACCAAAAGUCUGCAGGUGAGAGGUUGCAGGUGUCUCCGCAGCUGUCCUGGAAUGACCUGGUCAUGUCGCUGGGUUCCAUGGCCAUCACAGAGUGGCAGGGCUGGCUGGUCGGCGAGUUUGCCGUCAACGACAACGAUGUCAAAGUGCUCGUACAAACCCUGGGUGUGCCAACUUUCUACAUAGACAACAUCCCUAUAGCUGGAGAGGUGUACCAUAGAGACCAGUACUGGUUUUCUGUUCCUCUAACAAGAGGAAUCCACACUGUAUACAUCCAACUGAGAACAAAAGUUACACAGCAAUUGAUUUUCAAUCUAAAGCAGGCUGGAAGCAAUGUAUUAGAGGUUCUGACCCCUCCCUACCUACCAGACCUGCUAGAUGGUAGAGUCCUUGGUCAUGUGAUCCCUCUGCCAAUAGCCAAUCACCAUCCAACACACUGGAUCAAGAACAUCAGAAUUUCAUUGGUCAAGCAGGAAGGAGGCCCAAAAGUUUCAAUCAGCCAACCAGAGAUCAGCAGAAGGUUUUCAGUAGCACCUGGCCAGGUAAGAAUACAUGAUGUGUACAUCACAGCAAAUGAAGGGGUGUCUUCAGUGAAGACUUCUUGUCAGGAUAUGAAAUUAACCCUACAAGUGAGCGGGUCGGAGGGCAACACUCAGGUCAUCACCAUCAGCCUGAGAUGUCGCACAUACGGACAGUCGUUUGUUUUCACUUUCCUGGACCAUGAUGGAUCCGUUCAGCAUGCAGCAGCUAUCCCACCUCUACAGGACUGUGUGACCAGUAGGUGUCCGGUGUUACUGACUCAUCAUGGCACAGGUGUGUCUGCUCAGAACCAGGCAGACAGUUAUAAGAGAAUGGAGGGUGGAGACUGGAAGUUUGGUAUAGAAACAGCCUGGACUCUGGCUCCAACAAGGCAUGGAGCACACAACUGGGAGGGUCCAGGAGCGUUAACAUCCAUGACAGCAUUGCACCGCUUACAAGAGUUGGUAGAAUCAGCAUCCUGGAUACAGAACAAGGUGGACCCACAGAGGGUGAUCUUUGCAGGACACUCCAUGGGGGGCCACGGGGCGUGGCACCUAGCAACCCGCCAUGCCGACAGGGCCCUGGCCGUGGUGUCUCUGGCCGGGUGGAUCAAGAAGGAAGAGUAUGGGGACAGCAAUGUUUUCUUCAGACAUGACAUCAGUACCAGUACUGCUGACCCUUCAGUAAAAGCUAUUAUGGAGUCUUGCAUUGCAGAAAAUGAUGCAGACAGACAUGUGUCAAACCUACAAGGAGUUCCAGUGCUUACCAGGAUUGGUGCAGAUGACCGAACUGUUCACCCAUUCUUUGUCAGACGAAUGUACCGCCUUCUCCAGGAGACAGGGCUGAAUGUUACGUACAGUGAGCUGCCUAAGAAGGAACACUGGUGGUGGGACACCUGGGACACCAAUGAUGGAGGUGCAGUGAACGACCCACAGCUGAGGCAGUUUGAAAUGGAACAUUCCAGACCAGAGACGGACACAACUGAAGAGGGAAGUUGUUCUCGGGACGGGGCUGACUGUGCAACCUCUCAGGGCUCCAACAGAUACAAGAAGUUACCUGAUGGCAGCUACACCCUGACUGUGAUGAACCCUGCUUCAGUAGAGGGUGGGAGGGGGGUACAAGUCCUACAGCAGACUGUACCCAUGAGAACCAGCACAGUCAAGAUGGAGUUCCAACCUGGACAAGCCAUACUGGAGACACAGAAUGUCGCUCGCUUCAGUCUGUAUGAACCUGACCUUCAUCCUGUAGGGUGGGCCAAAAGGACACUCGAGGUCGACGGGGUCACUUUUCAGGACACACAUGAUGUUACUGAGAGUGGGGUCAACUUCUGCAAGAAGGAAGGUACAUGGAACCUUUGUAGUGACGGUGAGAGUUUUGAAACUGAAGGACAAAGAGGUCCACACAACAUGGGACCUGCCAGGAGGGUGGCAGAACACAGGUUCCUCAUAGUCACUGGGACCCAUGGUCCUGCACCUGUGACUGCCCAGCUGGAGAGGCUAGGUGUUUACCUGGCCAACCUAUUCCACCUGACCUCCGACACCUCCGCAUCUAUGGUCAAGGACACAGAGCUCAGGACAGAGGACGCAGAAUUGCACAAUCUGAUUGUGAUAGGUGGACCUAAAGAAAACAGUUGGGCAGCAGAUUUCAUCAACACUGUUCCGUUAGGUUGGGAUGAAAAAGGCCUGACCUUGGGAGACUGUCGUUUCACCCACCCUCGUACCGGUGCCCUGUUCCUGGCCAGGCAUGCUGGGAAGGGCCUGUCCCUGGUGCUGAUGGGUAAUUCCCUGUCAGGGCUGGAGGAUGUCGUACAGCUGGGCAGACCCACCAUCCCUCCCAUGACAAGGUCUCCUUUCUCCAACCUGGUGCCUGACUUUGUCCUGACUGGCCCAGAGUUCCAGAGAAGUGGCCCAGGUGGUUACCUGUGUGCUGGGUUCUGGGGAAACCAUUGGGACCUGAGGAGGGAGCUUGUAUCAUGUGCCUGCUAGAGCACAUCGGCAGCAGAACGUACUGUGCCUGUACUCUGCAAGCAAAGUUUAGGCUUUGGCUUAGUUUUCAUGUGCUUUUAGGUGGUUUUUUUUUUGGGGGGGGGGCUGUUUUUUGUGGUGGUAUCUUUUUUACACGAACCCUUUGGGUGGCAAAUAUAGUAACUGCCAGGCAAAUGGAUACUACCUGGCCAAUCUGAUUCUGCCUUUUAGCCACCAAAAAUCUGCUUGGAGAUUACUGUGCUUACACAAAACCUGGAUUCCUCACGGGUUUUGUUGGAUGUACUUUGGUGCACAUUGCAUCAGAAUUUAGCCUGUUGCAGGCUUUUCUGACAAAACAUUUGAAAAUAGAUUCUGCCAAUACACUAUGGGUCUCACGCAGGUGCAAUACAUUCUGCUAACACCAAAGAAAUCUCUUGGUUCUCUAAUUUUUCAGGAAAAAUAGGCAGGUAGAAUAAAAGUAAAAAAAAGAAACUACACUGUUUGAGGCAUUCUGCAAUAUAAUAUUCACAUAGACCCAAAAUGCUUUGACUGCCAGAGCCAUAAUCCUAAAGGGUGCAUUUGAUAUUUUUUCAAGUAAAAAUUGAAGCAGUGAGUUGCGUGACCUAAUAUCAAUAUGUGUUAACUUUGCAUACUGGUACAGUCCUAGAGAUUGAUCUUAAGUGCACAAGAUUGAAAUUAUGUAUAGAUAGAUGUUUAAAAAAGGCUGCUGGAUUUUCUUGGAUUUAAAGGUUGGUAUGCAAGGAAAAUUUCACAUAAUAGUGCUGUCUUGUUUUACAGGGGAAAAUAAUCUGUUCAUGGAUAUUUUUCUGCAAUAGUUUUGGCAAUGGUUGUUUUUACUCUAUGCUGCUUUCCACUUUUUGGUGCAAUAAUUCUAAUGACUGACUCUGUGAUUUGGUGACUUGGGAGAUUUUCAUUACAAUACAUUUUCAUAGGAUUUACUGUGUGAUUGAAAACUUUUUUUUGGGGGGGGGGCAAAAAUUCAUGCGUGCCCGGAUAUCAUCCAUAUAAUCAAAUCAACAUGCCCUAAUGGUGGAUUAAGAUAUCAAAGGGAGGAACUGUGUGAUAUGUUAAACAGGGCACUGUUAGCAGAGCUCUACAUCAAAGCAAUCAAACUUGCAUUGUAAAGGGAAGUUUGUUACCAAGGCCAUUGUUCUGUAAUAUCAGACAUAACACAGUAUAAUACAACACAGCUCACUCCGCACUUCAGAAUACAUGUAUUUACAUGUAGCAGUGUUUUCAACACUGUAGUGACUGCAGUCUGGUACACAAUUUGAUCUUGUUCUUCAAAAUCAUUUUGUGCAUAAAAAUAUAAUAAUAACUGCAUGCAUACAUUGUAUACCACAGUAGUCCUCUUUGGAUAAAAUGCAUAAAAAUGAACAUGUGAUCAUCCUGUCUUAUAAAUUACUACUGUCACUUUUCUUCUGAAUAUAGACUAAUGUGUCCUGAGUGUAUAUUGCCUGCUACUAAAAUCAUUUCAUGUGCAGAAAGCUCAGUUGAAAAAAAAUAUCACGCAUCAUUUGACAAUGACUUGUAUCAUGAGCUUUGCUCAACAACCAUUUUGCACCAAGCUGGUGUUUUGAUUUUUUUUUUAC
Molecule: messenger RNA, 4752 nt
Organism: Branchiostoma belcheri (Belcher's lancelet)
Lineage: Eukaryota; Metazoa; Chordata; Leptocardii; Amphioxiformes; Branchiostomatidae
Exons: 29
Coding region: 134-3160 (1008 amino acids)
Molecular function (GO): protein binding
Source: RefSeq, a predicted model, not a curated record